GGCUAAAAGUGCAGCAAAUGGACGGACGCACAGAAAAACAGGAGACGGGGGAUGCUGCUGCCACCGCCGUCGAGAACGAAGCUGAGAGCAAGCAAGUGCAAGAGGAAAAGUCUGCUGCGAUCGGCCGAAAUUACCUGGACACCUGCCCCGUUUGCCAUCUAAACUUUCACAGUCGAGAGCCCAAACUUCUGCCGUGUCUGCACUCUUUUUGCAAGAAAUGUUUACCUUCACCCUCCAGGAAUUUGGCCAUGGCAGAGCCGCCGAACUCCCAGGUCGACAGCGCGAGCAAACCACUGAAUGUGAUUCGCUGUCCGGUGUGCAGGCAGGAGUGCAUGGAAGUAGAUGUGAUGGAAAAUGUCUUUGUGAAGGACUCAGUUGAGGCUCCCAGCAGCACAGUGGAGAGGACAGUGCAGCUCUGUAUGACCUGUGAUGACAACACUGAAGCUGCCGGGUUUUGUGUAGACUGUGUUGAGUACCUCUGCUCCACCUGCGUGGAAGCUCACCAAAGAGUCAAAUUUACCAAAGACCACACCAUCAGACAGAAGGCAGAAGUAUCACAAGAGGUCCGUGGGGUUUCAGCUCAGAGGCCGAUGUUCUGUGACAUCCACAAACAAGAGCCGCUGAAGCUAUUCUGUGAGACCUGUGACCUGCUGACCUGUCGUGACUGCCAGCUAGUAAAGCACAAGGACCACAAUUACCAGUUCCUUGAAGAUGCUUACAAAAACCACAAACAGCACAUGGAGAGCAUGACCCAUCAGCUCCAAGAGAAGAAAAAACUGAUUGAAGAGGUAUCAAACUCCAUAAACAAUGGACUUCUUCAGGUUGAUCAGAACCGUACGUCUGUUCACAAUGAAAUAAAGAAAUCCAUCUGCAGUUUGAUUCUGGAGAUAAACAAGAAAGGCAAGAUGCUAGUCAAUCAACUUGAGGCUGUAACAAAGGAUCAUGAGACUGUCCUGCGAAAACAACAGGAGGACAUCGGCUAUCUAUCCAGACACCUGGAUCAUGUCAUCAACUUCACCAAAUGGGCUACAGCCAGGAAUGGGGGCACGGCCCUCUUGUACUGUAAACGUUUGAUCCUGUUUCAGAUUGGAAACCUCCUGCGGGCAAAAUGCAGUACCUCGUUUAUACCACAGAGCGCUGUACGCUUCCAGAGUCGAUCCUCUUACUGGGCCUCAAAUGUUGAUCUGGGCUCUGUAGUGGUGGAGAGCGUACCAGGACACCAGCUGGGAGGUUUUCAGGGUAUCCCUCAUCAGCUCUCCCACCCUGGGCAGGGCCCCUCAGGCUCACCCCACAGCUUUGCCCUGGGAGCACCCCACAGUACUUUGGCUCAGCUCCAGAUGCAGGUGGAUAAGCUAAACCCGCAGGCCAACUGGCAGCCCCAACCACCUCCUCCACCCUGGACAUGGUACCAGAGUGUUCGACUACAGCGAACCAUCCCAGGGCCCCUUCAAGGAGGCUCCCCCUCCCACAGUAUGCUUCCCCAGCCAGGCCGUAGGUUUAUGGUGCCUCCUCCCAAUCACGUCAGCCCAACUAGCAGCCUACCAAGCCCUGGGUUUACGCCCCAGCCUCUGAGGGGGAUGGGAAGCAGCUCCAGCUACCAACCCAAACCGAUGGACGUAUAUCCCUCCUCACCUUUGUACACUCAGAUAACACCACUGCCCAUCAAUGGUGGCGUCAGUUCGUCUCAGUCACGACAGAUGAUUGAUCCCACAUAUCUGAACAGGAGGAACGAUUCUGGCGGUCCGAUCUAUAUUUUAAAACCAAACUAUUCCCAGAACCUGCCACCUUCUUUGCUACACAGAAAUGUGCAAGGACAGCAGAAUCCACUUGGGUAUGCUGCUGUGUCCCAGGAGGAGAAACCAGGGACUGAAACCUGGAAACCUCCAGAGACACACCAGGCGAGUGGAGCGGUGGGCUCAUCUGUGAAGAAAAGACGCAGAUCGUCACCAGGGCCCAUCAUUGUCAUCAAAGAUGAGCCAGAUGAUGACAGUAGCUACGUACAAGUCAACCAAAGAGCCAACCUCCCUGACAGCACAGGUGACCAACCCCAAAUCAGUGCCCAAGGUGAGGGGAGCAAAGCCCCAACGCCUCUUCAAAGCACAGACGACAAACCCUACAGCCCUUCAAAGCCUCCGUGCAGCCCACAGGACCAGAGUAGGACUAAUGCUCCAAAUCGCAUCUGUUCACUGAGAGGACAGCAAGUCGACCAGCACCAAGCUCUGCUGGAAGACUCUAAUGAAGUCCUGUGUGCUGUGUGUCGAACUGGGGGAGAGCUGCUGUGUUGCGAUAAGUGUCUCAAGGUUUUUCACCUUUCGUGCCAUGUUCCGACUCUCCUAAAAUCUCCCAGUGGGGAAUGGUUUUGCUCUUUCUGCCGUGACCUGUUGGUGCCUGAGAUGGAUUAUGACUGUGAAAGCAAACCUGAAGCCAAAACAGUAAAGAAAGAGCCAGAUUCUGAAGGAGGAUUUCCCCCUGUGGAGAAACGAAAGUGUGAGAGGCUGUUGCUGCACUUGUUUUGCAGCGAGCUGGGUUCAGACUUUCAAGGGCCCACAUCCCCCUCGGUAUGUGCUACUAACAGACUGAUGAUAAAGGGACCGGUGAAUCUUUCCACUGUGAAGAAAAGACUGGAGGCGAAGCACAGUGUGUGCUACCAAAGUCCUGCAGAGUUUGUAUCAGACGUCAGGCUCGUCUUUGGCAACUAUGCAGUCAUCAGUGAGGCUGACACAGAGGUCACCACGGCAGGCAGGAAGUUUAAAGAGCUGUUGGAGGAGCACCUGAGGAUCACCUUCCCUGAACAGACCUUUCCAGAAAUCAAACUGGAGAUGAUACCUAAUGCCCCUAUUGACUCUCAACUGUCAUCUCUCGACUAUAUAUCUCAGACUGCAAAGCGCCAGCGCACAUGUUCAGACUCCCAGGAUGCACCGAGCUGUCCCAGUGGGGAGAAGGAAAUAUGAAAGCACAAAUUCAUCAUUUAUUUUGAUAACACUGCUGACAUCAGCUAAUAUGGGGUGUGUCCCUCUUUAUUGCAAUUUUUAUUUCUGAUACACAGCUACCUUCAGGUCGGCAAACUUGUUUUUUAAGUUUGAUGAUUCAAUUGUAUUAAAAGCAAAGAACCGUGAUACAGGGCACCAAAUUAUUUCUACUUUUUGGACUUAACCGUUACAUAGGUUUUGCAUUUAGUCUGGGAUUUAUCCUGGGAUUCAUGCAAAACACAUUAAUGCAGCACAUUUAGGUAAUUGCAGGGUAAAUUAUGGGAAGUCUGUUUUAAGUUAUCAGUUUAAGUUAUCAAUUUGCUCGCAUAAUGUUCACUCUUCUCACAGUAGUUCAUGGACACUGAGCUAUAGAUGCUGUGGUCAGAUCUGCUGUGUUUUUUUCUGUUUAGCUCUCCAUGUGUAAAUAUAGAAGUUAUUGAAGAGACGAUGAGAGACGAUAAUCAUCAGCUUUGAUGUUUGUGGUCUGUCUUAUGUAGAAUAAGAUGUGUUACGGGGCCCCUCGAGGCCAGUAAAAUGAAAACAUCAAAGCAGUCAAAGCUGCCUGAUAAAACCUGAGACUGUUAAAGAUGUUACAUUGUCACACACCAUUACACAAUAUUUCUGCCUGGGUCAUUUGUCAGUGCAGAGCCACAGAUCUAAUGUUGUAAAGC
Messenger RNA from Plectropomus leopardus (leopard coralgrouper), 3640 nucleotides. Its product is annotated as transcription intermediary factor 1-alpha-like. The record is from RefSeq and is a predicted model, not a curated record. NCBI's taxonomy places the organism in Eukaryota, Metazoa, Chordata, Actinopteri, Perciformes, Serranidae. Gene Ontology annotation, molecular function: protein binding; zinc ion binding. Gene Ontology annotation, cellular component: chromatin.